AUGGUCCGGUUCACGGAAUCGCCUACAAUGACAUCCCCUAUCAAAUUCGACAUACCAUCUGCUGUUCGCUCUUUCGAACCUUUCCCGAGACUGCCCCCAGAGAUCCGACAGCAAAUAUGGGAGGACGCAGUCCUCGAGCCUGGAAUGCACUUCCUUCGCCUCGACACCGACUUUCCCAUCAUCCGUUGGCCUGCACCGGCGAUGAUGAUGAACUUCCUGAAUGACGAUGAUGAUGGCGGCGACGAGAAUGCUGCACCGGACUUUUCAAAAGAGACGAUACCUACCUCACUUUGGGAUACCACUCUACAGCCAAAGUACGCGACGCCAAAGGCCAACAUAUCCAAUUAUGUUACCCGCAACGAAACACUGAGCAAGCUUUCUGCCACCUGCUCGGAAGCCCGGGCGGUGGUACAACGACUCACCAGCCAACGUGGAUGCCUUCGGUUGAAAAACGGCACUGUUGUGGCUCUGGGAUCCUCCUCCGAUGUUGUUUGCCUGGACUACCUUCACGCCUACACUUUCCGCAGAGGAUGUCGCCUGCUUGUGAAUAUUCGAUGUGAAGAGUUGGAAAACAUCAAACGCGUUGCUGUACCAUAUUGUCACCAAUGGGAGGUCCAAAACCCCCUCUUUAGCUGCCCAAGCUGUGGGAAUCGUCAUCACGGAAGUCACAGGAAGACAUAUCCGCUCCACUUGUGCGACUUUCUCACCCGGCACCUCCCAAACCUUGAGGCCUUUUACUUUAUCGAUUACCUAAUACUGCCAAAGUGCGAGAGAAUCGAGUCGUUUGAUGGCGAUGAGCCGGUGGCUACUAUGUCUGUUGAUGGCUCGACACCAGGUUCAAGAGACAAAACAGGCAAACAAUUUCGACCGAGAAAAUAUAAGAGCAAUGGCAGGUUGUUCGUGGAAGCAGAUCAAGAUAACUGGAACGUCAAGUCUAAAGUGUUUGACACCCUGUCCUGGAUCCGUAAGAGAUUCAUCCAGCACGCAACCAACAGCAAGCUCAGCAAGCACACACACCCCCAGGAUGUCGACUUCGGCGUUCUGGCCUGUGAAUGGGUCAACGACAAGGACGAAAUCGCGAAAAAGAGUCAUUCUUCGGCCACAAAAAUGCAACAUAUCGGAAGGAGAAAAUCAUCAAGUCUGAAGAGCGACGGUCACAGUUAUGCAGUGCUUGCCAAGCCUUCAGAGCCGGCGGAUUCGCCUUCAUCCUCACGUCUGCCUGGGUCCGAGGAAAAUCGAGCAACUUUUGUCUUUGGCCAAGAUGUGGACUACAGCUUCAGCUUCAGAAGAAGUUCUUAG
Molecule: messenger RNA, 1299 nt
Organism: Colletotrichum truncatum
Lineage: Eukaryota; Fungi; Ascomycota; Sordariomycetes; Glomerellales; Glomerellaceae
Source: RefSeq, a predicted model, not a curated record